Molecule: messenger RNA, 1729 nt
Organism: Brassica rapa (field mustard)
Lineage: Eukaryota; Viridiplantae; Streptophyta; Magnoliopsida; Brassicales; Brassicaceae
Product: palmitoyl-acyl carrier protein thioesterase, chloroplastic
Biological process (GO): fatty acid biosynthetic process
Molecular function (GO): fatty acyl-[ACP] hydrolase activity; acyl carrier activity
Source: RefSeq, a predicted model, not a curated record
AGGCAAAAUUCAAAUUAUAUAUACAUAUACAUACGAAAGGCCAUCUCAUCCACAUUUCUCUCACCCACUCUCUCUCUCUCUCUCCGCGCUUUUGUAUUUUUUAAAAAUAUUGAGAAUCUCAAAAAUAAAAAAAAUAAUUGAGAGAAAAAUAGAGAAAGGAGAUCGUGAAAGACAGGGAGGCUCAGCUGAAGAAGGAGAUAACUUUUGGGUUUGGAGACUCCUGAGAACAUUGGCGUUAUUGUGAUUUUAAUUCUUCAUUCUACACCUGAAGGUUUGUGUCUUUAGCUACUCGUCAUGGUGGCCACCUCUGCUACAUCCUCAUUCUUCCCUCUCCCAUCUUCCUCUCUCGACCCCAAUGGCAAAACCAACAAACUCACCUCCACCAACUUCUCCGGACUCAACCCCACACCAAACUCUUCCGGCAGGUUAAAGGUCAAACCAAACGCCCAAGCUCCAUCCAAGAUCAACGGCAAGAAAGUCUCUCUGCCAGGCUCAGUACACAUCGUAAAGACUGAUAAUAACCACGAUCUCUCGCAACAACACGCACCCAGAACGUUCAUCAACCAGCUACCUGACUGGAGCAUGCUUCUCGCCGCCAUCACAACGGUCUUCUUAGCAGCUGAGAAGCAGUGGAUGAUGCUUGAUACUAAACCGAGACGCUCCGACAUGAUUAUGGAUCCGUUUGGGUUAGGGAGAAUCGUUCAGGAUGGGCUUGUGUACCGUCAGAAUUUCGAUAUCAGGUCUUAUGAAAUAGGUGCUGAUCGCUCUGCAUCUAUAGAAACAGUCAUGAAUCACUUACAGGAAACGGCUCUCAACCAUGUGAAGUCUGCAGGACUGCUGGGAGAUGGGUUUGGUUCUACACCUGAGAUGGUUAAGAAGAACUUGAUAUGGGUCGUUACUCGUAUGCAGGUUGUAGUUGAUAAAUAUCCUACUUGGGGAGAUGUUGUUGAAGUAGAUACAUGGGUCAGUAAGUCUGGGAAGAACGGUAUGCGUCGUGAUUGGCUAGUUCGGGAUUGCAAUACUGGAGAAAUCUUAACUCGAGCAUCAAGUGUGUGGGUGAUGAUGAAUAAAGUGACAAGGAAAUUAUCAAAGCUUCCUGAAGAGGUUCGAGGGGAGAUAGAGCCUUACUUUGUGAACUCUGACCCAAUCCUUGCCGAGGACAGCAGAAAGUUAACAAAGCUAGAUGACAAGACUGCUGACUAUGUUCGCUCUGGUCUCACCCCGAGAUGGAGUGACUUGGAUGUUAACCAGCAUGUUAACAAUGUGAAGUACAUCGGGUGGAUACUCGAGAGUGCUCCAGUGGAGAUGAUGGAGAAGCAUAAGCUGAAAAGCAUGACUCUUGAGUACAGGAGGGAAUGCGGGAGAGACAGUGUGCUUCAGUCUCUCACCGCGGUUUCGGGUUGCGAUGUUGGUAGCCUCGGGACAGCUGGUGAAGUGGAAUGUCAGCAUUUGCUUCGACUCCAGGAUGGAGCUGAAGUGGUGAAGGGACGAACAGUGUGGAGUUCGAAAACACCAUCAACGACUUGGGACACUACAUCGUAAAAAGAACAGCAAAGGGUGCUUUGGUUCCUCUGUAAACUAUAUACCUGCUUGCAACCACCACCUUUGUAUAUUUUUAUUCUUAUUUUUGGUUUUAUUUUUCUUUGAUGGAUAUACAUUAUAUUUAUUUAAUCUUUCUAUUUAUUUGUUUUUUUUUUCUUAUGGGAAAAGUGGGUGUGGUCGUCUAUCA